Messenger RNA from Styela clava, 14744 nucleotides. The record is from RefSeq and is a predicted model, not a curated record. NCBI's taxonomy places the organism in Eukaryota, Metazoa, Chordata, Ascidiacea, Stolidobranchia, Styelidae.
GUUGCCUAGUGAUUCACAUAGGAAGUAUUUAUUCAGUAUGAAAUGAUCGAUUUUGGAGUUUAAACUGGCAAAUAUGUUCCGGAAGGUUUACUCCAGUAACCCCAGUUCGCCUCGGAACAAUAACCCGGAGGUUCAUAGGUCAAGCAUCGGAUGGCAAAAGGGUCCCCGGCAGUUUGGUACUGUGACACCACCACGAGCUAGAAAACCAUUGAUAAGAACUUCAUCAUUUGAAAAUGAUGUCAAAGUCCCACCUGUUUCUAGAAGGGAUCGGUCAAUUAUUCCGGCCAUUCCUAAGUUUGCCGAAGGACUUAAAUCAGUUGAAGUGAGAGAAGGAGCUUUUGCGGAGUUGUGCUGCAAGAUAACUGGAAAUCCAGUGCCGAUGGUGACAUGGAUGAAAGACCGUGAUGUGUUGAAUCUACCAACUGACAGAAUGUCACUAGAAGUUGAUGACGAACAAUAUAUUCUCACAAUAAACCCUGCAAAAGCAGAAGAUCGAGGACGGUACUCAUGUAUAGCUUCCAAUAGAUUGGGGAAGGCAAAUUCAGCGGCAUUGUUGAAUGUACACAUAAGCGUAGGAUUCAAUAAUGCUGCACGGAAGUUUGGAGAAAUUGCAACUCCGAGGAGCUCCACACCAUCAACGCCGAGGAGUUAUAAAGGAUCGCUGAGAAAAACUUCAAAUACCGAGGAGAAACAAGAUUUCAACAGCUGUGGUGAUAGUAUUAAAAGUAGUGACAGUGGAAUCAGCAGACCUUCAUCGAGAGAAACAAAUUCCUCGUCAAGUUCUUUUCCCCCUUCAGUAUUCAGCGACUGUGUAUCAGCGUCUUCACAAGGACUCUUUUCUCCGGAUUCUUUAUUUGGUAGCAUGGGAUCUUCAGGAGAUCGACCGCCACAGUUUACUAAUCAACCACGACCUCAAGUGGUCGAAGAAGCGGAAUCCGUUACUUUUGAUUGCAAGGUAGAUGGAAGUCCGAAGCCAACAGUAUCCUGGUUUAAGGGAUCUAUAAAAUUACAGCCAUCCGAUCGUAUAGAAAUAUCGGAAAAAUUGGGAACGUACUUCUUGAAUAUACAUGAAUUAAAAGCAACUGACGCUGGCACAUAUAAGUGCGUGGCCAUGAAUAGAUCAGGCAAAUCUACAGUUAGCUUCGAGCUGAGGCUUGCAGCCAGAGGACCAACGAAAUCUGUCACCGAUGCUGCACCAACGUUUUCUCAGCCUUUGACUGAGGUUGAAGUCAAUGAAGGUGGAAGAGCUCGAUUUGAAUGUAAAAUUGAGGGAAAACCAAAACCUACUGUCACGUGGGAAAAGGACGGAAAAGAGAUCACAGCAAGUAGUCGUGUUCGUAUUAUGGAAAUGUAUGGAACUCAUAGCCUAGUAUUAUCACGUACGGAUCACGCAGAUACAGGAACAUAUUCUAUUCGGGCAUCUAAUCACGUCGGCAACGAGACUUGUUCUGCACAAUUGCGAGUGAAAGAAUCUUCAUACUCCAGCCGCUCUAGUACUCCAAGAGGUCGUCGAUCUGGGCAGGACAGUUCAGAAGUGGCCACACCCACCUAUUCUAGCUCCGGUAGUCCAGCAACGUCAGCCCUGAGUUCUCCAUCCAUGUCGCCCAAAUUGGGGCGCGCCGCCAAUUCGCGGCUAGUUUCAGGAUCAGUAUCGUCAUGGACUACAGAGAAAUCUCGUUCGAGCAGCGGAAGUGGGUCGUCACCAAGACGCAGAGCACCGGGAUUUAUCUUACGACCAAGGCCCCAAAAUGUCGAAGCUGGAGAAAAGCUCAUUCUCAAAUGCACCAUACUUGGUCAUCCUAAACCAACUAUAAUAUGGGAACGCGAUGGAACCAAAUUUGAAGAUAUCAACGAUGAUCGGGUGAUUAUUCGUGAAGAUGGAAACGACCAUUACCUUGAAAUUGAAGACUGUAAUGCAGACGACGCUGGGAAAUAUUCUGUUCAGGCUAAAAAUUCACUGGGCAGGCAAACAGCUACCGUGGAUGUUCAUGUUCUUGGAGCGGGAAGCAAAGGUUACGAAAAGCCAAGUCGUACCGUUGUCCAUAGCAAUGAAAUUACAGAUAAGCUCAAUAACAACACUACUCGCGGCAACAAGUCACAACACCUUGAAAUUACCAUAAAUUCGUCAAAUAGAAAUUUAGCUUCAUCACGCAUAUCCACAUCUUCGUCACGCUCGAUAUCAUCCAACGAAGAUACUAUGACGUCUCCAUAUAGAUCAAGAAGAUCUAACCAAGUUGCACCAACCUUUACAAGAAGGCUUUCAAGCACUCAAGUUUUAGAAGGCGAAGACUUGGAAUUGAAAUGCGAAAUAACCGGCACCCCUACACCCGAAUUGACUUGGACAAAAGAUGGCGUUCCUAUUUCGAACCGUGAGGCGAAUACGAAUAUAAACGUUCGAAAUGGAGUCGCUACUCUGAGGGUAUCUGGAGUGAAGUCCUCACAUGCUGGGGAAUAUCUUUGUUUGGCGAAAAACGAUGCUGGUGACUCGAAAUGUAGCAGCAGAGUGACAGUAAAAACUAAGCAAAAACAAAGCAAGCCAAAGUUCACAAAACCACCAAAAGAUGUUCGAAUUGCCGAGGGAGAAACUUUGACCCUGGAAGCGGAAGUGAGCGGAAUGCCCUCUCCGGAAGUACUCUGGUCACUAGAUGGAGAAGAAAUUUCGGACGGCGAUUGCUUUUAUCGUAACAACAUCGCAAAACUUGUAUUGCGCAACGUAACAAUGGCAAGUAGCGGUCAAUAUAUGUGUACUGCAAUAAAUGAUGCCGGUGAGGAUUCAGUAGCUUGCAGAGUUCGGAUAAAACAAAAGAGAUUAGACGUACCUCCUGAAUUCACUGGACCUUUGUCUGAUAUCAAGACAAAGGAAGGAGAAGAUAUUUGUUUGAAAUGUAUGCUGACUGGAACACCCGAGCCCAGGGUGCAAUGGUGCCUAAAUGAAGAGGUUUUGGAACCAGGAGACGGAUUGGAAAUGACCCUAAAAGGCGGGGCAGCCAUACUUACUCUUGAACAAGUUACUCCCGAAGACUCAGGAUGUUAUAGCUGUAUUGCCACAAACAAUGAAGGCCGAGCACAGACUAGCUGUCAAGUUGUUGUUUCAGAACUACCUGAAAAAGCGCCUCCAAUUAUUGAAAGAGCGCCUGAGUUCGUUUCAAAAUUCGAAGAGUACACGAGAGCAAUGGAAGGAGAUACGGUGACGUUUGAAUGCCAGGUCAGAGGGUCACCGGAACCGGAAAUAACGUGGAAAAUUGAUAGAAAACUUGUUAAAGGAGCACAACAAUCAUUUGAGAACGGACGAGCAAUAUUGACAAUAAAUUCUGUUACUCCCGAUCACGGAGGCAACGUUGUAUGCACCGCUAAAAACGCUGCCGGCCAAUCUAGUAAUGAAGGACGGUUGUAUAUUAGAGCCAAACGAGAGGCACCCAGUUUUCUUACAAAACUACCCGAAUCUGUUGAAGUCGAUGAAGGACAAGAAGUCACUUUCGGUUGCCAGGUUAAAGGUCAUCCUCAACCACGCGUGACGUGGACACGAAAUGGUCGAUCACUCAGCGUUCUGAACUCGGAGACAUCCUAUGAAGAAGGUAAAGCCAGUGUACGUAUUCGUAAAGCUGGAAGCAGCGAUGGAGGAAAAUAUGUUUGUACAGCAAGAAAUUUGUCUGGAGAAUCAGAGUCGGUCUGUGUUGUUACCGUUUGCGCGAAACAGGAAAUCAAGAAACCUAAUUUUACGAAAAAUCUGCAAAACCUAAAUUUAGAAGAAGGAGAGGACAUUAGGUUAAUGUGCGAAAUUGCAAACACGCCUGAUCUGCAGAUAAUAUGGAUGUUGGAUGGUCAAAAAUUAGAAGCUGAAGACGGUGAUGCUUCUUAUAAAGAUGGAGUGGCCCGUAUGGUAUUAGAAGACGCCAUGAAGGAAGAUUCUGGAGUAUAUGAAUGUAUAGCAAAAACGAAAGGCGGGGAAACAAAGACAAGUUGUAAAGUUAAUGUAGCAGCUAAAAAAGUCUCCGAAGAAGGUCCUUCGUUUCCCAUCCAAUUAGAAGAUAUGACUAUACAAGAAGAUCAAGAUAUAUUGUUGAAAUGUCAAGUAAAAGGAAAUCCACGCCCAACGAUUACUUGGCUUUUGGAUGGUGACCCCUUGACAGAUGCCGAUUGUAAAUAUGCGGAAGAUGGUCACAUAGAAUUAUUUUUACCGGAAGCACUCCCGGAAGACGAAGGAGUUUAUACUUGCAUCGCUCAAAAUAAACUAAAAAGGGUGAUGUGCUCUUGCAAAGUAACUGUUAAAGAACAUCCUAAACCACCAAAACGAAAUGUCACACCCAAAGUUGAGCCAAAAGAGCCCGUCAAAUCUCCUGCUUCAAGCAAGAAAUCUACACCUACGACAAGCAUGACUCAUAUGAAUGGAACCGAUGGAACGGCCAAAGUACAAAGCAGUCAUCAAGCGCAAUCAUCGGAAGACGAAACAACGGCUCAUGAUGGUCCAGAUAGACCUCCAACGUUCUUGGAAGAUUUGGAAGACAGAAUCGUCCCAGAUGGUUCGAUAAACUACAGGCUAACGGCUCGUGUUGCUGGAUGUCCACCUCCUGUUGUUAAGUGGUUCGUUAACGACGAAGAAAUUGAGGAAUCAGAUGAUUUUAAAUAUGAAACAGAUGCUGAGACAAGAACCCUCGUUUUUGCUGAAAUUUUUCCAGAAGACAGCGGAAUUUACUCUUGCGUUGCUAAAAACGCAGCAGGAGAAGCCAACGCGCAAAUGAAAAUGACCGUUGAAGAAAUUGACGGAGAUCCGCCAAAUUUUAUGCUGAAACCCAGACCUGUUACAGUAAACGCUGGAGAAACUGCGUUAUUAACAUGUAAAGUUGACGGAGAGCCUACUCCGACAGUAAAAUGGUUAUAUUGUAAUCGCCCAAUUACUGGAAACGAGAGACUGAAGAUCAGUGCAGCAAAUAGCAGCAAUAGCUACACGCAUUCAUUAGAAAUUGUUGAAACCAGAAUUGAAGACGCUGGCAGAUAUGCAGCUUGCAGCAGCAACCUCCUUGGUGACGUCACAUGCACCGUGUCCUUGAUCGUUAAUGCAGCUAAAAAACAAGAGGAGAAAAAAGAUUUCAGAGGAGUAUUGAAGAAAUCUACUUCAAAAGGCAAAAUGGUUCAAGAUUCCCAACCUGAACAGGUCGAUUUUCGGGGAGUUUUGAAGAAAACUGAACAACCUCUCAGCCCGGAACCAACUUCAUCUAAAAGAGAAGAAGAACAGCCUGAUUUUAGGGAAGUUUUAUCUCGACCAGUAAAAACGAAAGUACUUUCUGAAGAUGAGCGUAAAAAACUUCGAGCCGAACAGAAAGAUUUUCGGUCAAAUUUGGUCCGAAAAGUUGAAACCAAGCAAGUGACCAAUGACGCAAUUAAAGUGAAACAGGCCGAACAGAAAGACUUCAGAGACGAAGCUUUGAAGACGAAAGUUAGAACAAAAGCCUACGAAGAGGACAAAAUAAAAUCUAAAAUGGCGGAACAGAAAGAUUUUAGAGGCGAAGCACUCAAAACCAAAGUCGUUACUAAAGCUUACAAAGAAGAAAACACUAAGAUGAAACGAGCGGAACAAGUCGAUUUCCGAGAAGUACUUUCUCCUUCGAAGCGUCACACAAGCAAAGAUGACCCGGAAGUAGACACGGAAGAAACGAAAAGUUUUGAACUUCCUGCUGCUCCCGCCAAAAUGAAAAUCAAAAUGGACCAUACUACCGUGGCAACCAGACGAACAAGAACUAGAGGCGCAGAACCUACGACAAGGAGAACAAAAGCUGAGCGGGAAGAACCGAAAGGAAAAGCACCUGAGUUUUUAAAAGCUCUGAAAAACGUCACGGUGAAUGACUCUGAACCAUUUGAAUUAGUCUGUCGAGUUAUUGGAGAUCCAACGCCAAACGUAACUUGGUUUUUAGAAGACGAGGAAAUACAAGCUGACAAUGACAUUUCGAUUACCAGGAAUGGUGAUGAGUGCAAGGUACAAGUCCCUGAAAGCUUCCCAGAUGACGAUGGAAUAUAUGAAUGCCGGGCGGAAAACGAAUAUGGCGUUGUCAAAUGCUCAGCUCGCGUCACCGUGAUUUCUGACGACCCCCAUACUGGCGGAUCUGCUCCUCAAUUUGUCAAGAAACAAACUUCAGUUACAGAGAUCGUACCUGCUUGUAUAAAAGACGGUCCGAAGGACACAGUCAUUAUACGUGGACAUCCUGUCAGUCUGGUCUGUGCGUUAGGCGGAACACCACCACUAAAGUCUGUAUGGCGAAAGGGUAAAAAUGAAAUCAAAUCAAGCAGUCAAUGUAGUAUUGACAUUACAAAUACAAGUGCAGCUUUGACUAUACGUAGCGGAGAAAAAGACGAUUCGGGGUGCUACACUCUUCAAGUCAAAAACUCAGCAGGAGUAGACCAGUUUUCGGUCAAUGUGUCUAUAGUGGAUGUUCCCGAUCCACCUGGGAAACCAUAUGCAAGUGACAUCAGUGGUACAUCUUUGGUUUUGUCAUGGUAUGGAACUGGUUAUGAUGGCGGUAGCACAAUCACGUCGUACCAAGUCGAAAUAGCAGAGAUCAUCUCUGCGUCCAGUGUAUCUCGCAAAUGGUCACGUGUUGCAUCAACAAAAAGUACAUCUUGUACUGUGAAAGAUUUGAAACCAAAUUCAAAAUAUACCUUCAGGAUAUGUGCGGAAAACAAAUAUGGAGUUAGUCGCCCUGGCGAAGAAUCAGAUGACGUCAUCAACACUGUUACAGAAGUGGUAGAAUCAUCUGAAGAUGAAGAUGAACACUUCGAAGCUCAUGGCAUUGUUGUCGUCAAAGCGAACGAAAAUUUUUCACAUAAAUAUGAAACAAAGGAAAGACUUGGACAGGGUCGCUUCGGCAAAGUUCAUCGAGUUGUACAUCGAGAGACUGGGAAGCAAUAUGCUGCUAAAAUCAUGCGAGCACUGAAAGCGAAGGACAAAGAGGCAGUCCAGCAGGAAAUUGACGUCAUGAAUAGUUUACGUCAUCCAAGACUUGUGCAGUUAAUAGACGCGUACAGUCACGGUAGAGAAAUAACCAUGGUCAUGGAUCUGGUCUCUGGCGGAGAAUUAUUUGAGCGCGUCAUCGACGAAGAUUUUGAAUUAACAGAAGCUGCUUGUAUAAAAUACAUGACUCAAAUAUGCGAAGGACUUAAAUAUAUGCAUGAUACCCUCAUUCUUCAUCUUGAUUUGAAGCCGGAAAAUAUAAUGUGCAUUAACAAAACAGGAACUCAAGUCAAAAUCAUCGAUUUUGGUCUUGCAAGAAAAUAUAAUCCAAAAGAAGUUAUACGGGUGAUGUUUGGAACUCCUGAGUUUGUUGCACCUGAGGUUAUCAAUUAUGAUGCCAUCGGACCUCAAACUGACAUGUGGAGCGUUGGAGUCAUAUGCUACAUUUUGUUAUCUGGUCUCUCGCCAUUCAUGGGUGACAACGAUUCAGAAACUCUCUCAAACAUCACCGCCGCUGAGUGGGAUUUUGAAGAUGAGGCUUUUGAUGAUAUAUCAUACGAAGCCAAAGAUUUUAUUCGCAAAUUGCUCGUUAAAAGACUAAACCAAAGAUACACAGUCGACAAAGCACUUGAACACAAAUGGCUGAAAAAAGACAUAAACAAAAUGCAGAAGAGCAAACUCAACACAAAGAAUCUUAAACGAUUCCUUGCAAGAAGAAAAUGGCAGAAAACUGGUAAUGCCGUCCGAGCUUUAGGUCGACUCGCAUCUCUCGCUAACCUGGGAUCACAAAACUCCAAUGCAAAUAAAAUAUCCAACGGACAACCGAGAGAAUCUGGAUUUUUAGCGGCACUCAAAGCCCAACUUUUGCGGGAGAAUGAAGAGGAACAGGAUUUUCACGAAAACUGCAAGCCGAUGUUCGAUACAUUAUUCGAUGAUGUUGAGGUAAUUGAAGGUUCUGCAGCAAAAUUCGAAUGCACAAUUAUAGGAACUCCGGACCCUGAAAUAAUGUGGUAUAAAGACGGAGAACCGAUUAAAGAAUCGCGGCAUUUCAGGAUUUCGUACACCGAAGAUGACGUUUGUACUCUCCUCAUAACGGACACUACCGAAGCGGAUGAAGCCGAAUACUCAUGCAAGGCUGUCAAUUGCGAAGGAGAGACCGAACACAGAGCCGAAUUGAUUGUCAUUACGCCAGUCUCAAAUGAUUCAUCAGAUUCUUUGAACUCAAUUUCAUCUUCGUCACGCUCGACAUCUCUCUCUUAUUCUUAUGUCUAUCCUCCAGUCUUCUGGGCUCAACCUGGCGGAUCAGUUGCCUUUCUUUUUGAGUCGCUAGUCAAUAGUUUCGAUAAGAAAGGAAAUUCUAGUGUCGUCAUCGACGACGCUACUCAACCAAAAUGGUUUAGGAUUACCAAAGGCUCCAAGCUAGAGGGUGACUCCAUAAGGGAAGAAAUACUGGCAACAUGUAGUAACAGAAUUCACAUUCGACAUAAUCAAGUCAAAAAUGGGUUUCCCGAGACAACCAGUGUUUUGGUUAUAUGCAAUGUUUCCGCCCAGGAUGAAGGGAGUUAUGAAUGCGUAGACAGAAAUGGGACUACUACAAUCAAGUACACGCUUCGGAUUUUGAAAGAUUCGAUGUUGCAUAAAAAGUCGAAAGGUUUAUCACCGCAAUUUGUGAAGAAGCCACAAGGCCAGUCAGUUCCAGAGAGAGUGAAUGCCGUUCUUCAGUGUUCAGUACUGGGAAAUCCAGCUCCUAUCAUUCAAUGGUAUCAGUAUGGAACAAGGGUGUUUCCUGGAACUCGUUACAGUUUUGCAGAGGAAGGAAACAACGCCUCUCUUACAAUAUUGGAUACACAUUGGUAUGACAGCGCCAAGUACGAAUGCCGAGCAAUCAAUACUUUGGGAGAGACGUCCUGUCAUGUAGAUUUGUAUGUUGAACCCCCAGAGCACCAAUCAGUUGAAUUCGAUGGUUCGCCAAUGUUUCUCACUAGAACCGAGUCUGCUGAAUUUAUGAUCGGGGACACCGUAGUGUUCAAGUGUACAGUUGCGGGAAUUCCAACACCAAAAAUACACUGGAAAAAAGAUGGCCGCAUGAUAUAUGCAAAUUCAAAGCGCCAAAUGAACUUAGGCCAGGGAGGAAAACACGAUUUAAUCAUCGUUAAAACAGGCUCCUCUGAUGAAGGAAAAUACGAAUGCGUUGCUGAAAAUGAGCGAGGAGUUGCACACUGUGUAUCUUUCUUAAAAAUGAACGGAGAAUCUACAAUCAGAAAACCGUUAACAUUUCAUGAAAAUUCUGAGAAACAUUCUGGAGAGACAAAAUUGAACCAAGUCGCCCCCGCUUUCAUUACCCGGCCUCAUCGUGCGAUAGUCAGAUCUGGAUUGCAAGCUAUUUUUCGAUGUACGGUGCUUGGUCAACCUGAACCCACUGUGUCAUGGUUUCGGAAUGGAAUCCAAAUUGCAACCAAUAUGCAUUUCAAGGUUGAAGAUAUAUUUGGACAUCACUGUCUUCGUAUUUGUUCGACUAAAUUGUCAGAUCAAGGAACUUACAUGUGCACUGCUACCAAUCCUAUAGGUGAGGUGUCCUGUAGUACUCAACUCGAGGUAAAAGCAAGAGAAAACUGCGUUCCUCCGAGUAUUCAAUUUUCAUCUGGUGCUACGCAUCAAGAUGAACAAAUCCAUACAGCACGGGGAUCAGUUGUUCAGCGCAACAUUGAGAAACCCCCGAAGGAAGUUUGGGUUCAUGCUGGGAAGACGAUCAAACUUUCACUCAUGGUUAGAGGAACACCAAAGCCAGAAGUAACCUGGAAUAAAGAAGGAAAACGAAUAUGCAGUGGAAAUAGAUAUGUAGUUUCGUCAGAAAACGAUAAAUACAUAUUAAAAAUAGUUCGUGUUAACAAGACUGACGAAGGAUCUUAUUCAGUUGUGGCCUAUAACUCAGCUGGAAUCACCAUAUCAAACUUAAUCGUACAUGUUCGAGCCAAACCUGUCGUUCCGGUAUUCCAAACUCCACCCGAUAGUUCAAUUACACUCCACAAGUGUGCUGAUGCAAAAAUAAGAUGUGUUUUGGAAGAAACUGCCAGAGAAUCAUCUGCAAAAUGGUCAAAAGAUAAUAAUGUGAUAGUUGACCAAAGUACGGAAAAAUAUGAAAUGAACAAUGAAGGUUCGUUGCGAGAGCUGGUGAUCAAAAAUGUUACUUUGGAAGAUUCCGGGCAAUACUCAUGUACAGUUAAAGAUCAGACAGUAACAAGCACUCUCAAAAUCUGUGAUGAAAGUAGCGAUGAUGACGUCAGCUCAAAUGGGCAAAGUUCAGCUGAUCAACACGAUUCAGUGCCCAACAAUUCAGAUAAUCUCAUUGGCGGCGUUGUUGAGAUUACCCCGGUCGAAACCGAUGAAACGGACAGCGUUGUUGUACCUGCAAAGGAAUUGACAACAUCAGCACAGAUUAUCACCAAUCCGCUUCCAACGUACAUGAAAGUACCUGAAACGGGUACCUUGGUCAUUCAGCACAGUGUUGAUAAGAUGGAUGAAUCAUUCACCUGGGAACUGAAUGGCACGAAACUAGAAUGCAUGGAUCGAUGUACAAUUUCAAAUAACGAAAACAAGUAUUGUCUUGAAAUGAGACAAAUCGAACCAGAGGAUGCCGGAGAAGUCACUUUCAAACUUGAAAACGGUUCUCUAUGCACAACAACAUUAGAGGUUGAAGCUCUCCCGACACCACCUGCAACACUUAGAUUAUCUCAGUUGGAUGGUCAGCGAGUUAGACUUUCCUGGGCUGAAUCUACAACUAAUUCGACCUCACAAAUAUGUGACGUCACAAAGUACGUUAUCGAAAAGAAAACUUUGAAAGAGGACGCAUGGCAGAAGGUGUCUGAGGUAUCUUCCACUGUGAAUUCUUAUACAAUUCCAAAACUUCUUGCUGAAGAGACAUACAUAUUUCGAGUGCGAUCCAAAAACAAUGUUGGCAUCAGCAAAAAAGCAACAGAAUCGGAAAAAUACUUUGUUGCACCACAGAUCUUCCUUUUGCAUGGGUUGGAAAAUAAGGAAAUUGAUGAAGGAGAAACAGCUCAAUUUACUGUCCAACUCAAUAGGGCGGAUGUACAGGCUGAAUGGUUUCUCAACGGUGUAAAACUCGUAACCAGGGGAGAAUCUUGUCAAAUACACUCAACAGGAAAAUCUCACUCAUUGAUUAUGAGAAACUUAUCUGCGACCGGGAGCGCGAGAGUAGAAUUCAGUACUGUUGACAAAAAGAUUACCACCGUAUCAAAUCUUAUCAUUAAAGGAAAACCAGUCACAGUACGAAAUGGACUGCAAGAUGCCACGAUGGUAGAAAAUGCAGAUGUAACUUUUACAGUUGCACUUUCUCGAAACGUGAGAACCUUGGGGCAAUGGCGAUACAAGGGAAAACUUCUUCGAAACAAUCAUGAUAUUGUGAUAGAAAAGAAAGCUGAAUAUCAAACAUUAACAAUGAAAAAUGUGAAAGGCACUGGUGCUGGAACUGUUGAAUUUUGUCUACCUGAUGAAGCAGGAGCAAAAUCGAGCGCUGAACUGUAUGUUAAAAGUUGGUUCGACACAGAACCGUUUCAAAAGAUCGUGGAAAACCCUCCAGAAACAAUGUCUGCCACACCAGGAGAAGACGUUGAAAUAGGUUUAAAAAUUUCCAGUUCAUCAAAAUGUCGACCAAAAUGGAUUCAUAAUGGCCAAAUCAUUCCCCCAAAAAGCAAAAAAUAUGUGAUAAAGCAAGAAGACGAUUUGUUAAAACUUAUUAUCAAGGAUGUUGAAAUAAACGACUCCGGUAUAAUAGAAUGUACGGUAGAUAAAGAUCAAUGUCAAACGAAAAUAAUUGUCGAAGAACAAGCACAGAUAGAGCAAAUACCGGAGCCGGAAGCAAAUCUUUCAAAAUUUUUGAAUAAAUCAAAGGAAGGAAAAGCGGUCCUGGUAAAUUUAAAUGAAGGACAAGAAGCGGGUGAAAUAAGAUGCAAAGUACAAAAUGCUGAAACAGAGGUGGUUUGGAUGAAAGACGGAAAACCGAUUGAUUUUAUCAAUGAAAAUAUUCAGGAGAUUAUCGAAGGAAAGGAACGUAUUCUGCGUUUUUCUAACAUCGAGCUUUCAACAUCUGGAAAAUACCAAUGCUGCAUCAAGUCCGACAUUAACGAUUGUAUUGAAUAUGACAUUUUCAUCAAAGAGCGGCAUCAGGUGAUAUCCACAAAGUUGCCAUCUAUGAUGGAAGUUGUGCUCUACCAAGAUUUAAAACUUAGGGUUACGUUGGAGGACUCGAAUUCUAAAGUCAAAUGGUUGAAAAAUGGAAAGUUGAUUCUGACUAGCAGUAGCCAUAAUAAGAAUAAAGGUGCAACGAUAUCUCAGCGCAUAAAAGAAGAAGUGGAUGGCGAUGACCCGAACCAGAGGAUUCUAGCAAUCAAUCAUGUGACUAAGGAAGACGCUGGAAAAUACACAUGUGAAACAAAACACGAUUCUACCACCGUUGAAAUAAUCGUGGAAGUACCACCUCUGGAAGUUGUUGAACAAAUGUCAGAUGUUGAAAUAUAUGAAAAGGAUACUGCUUCUUUCCAAAUUACGCUUUCAAGAAAACCUACUGACAGCCCAACCUGGAAACUAAACGAUAAACGCAUCGUUAACUCUAACAGAUCUCAAGUGACAUGUUCUGGAACAACUUGCAGCGUGACUGUACGAAUGUUAAUGCGCCCGGAUAGUGGCGUCGUAAAAUUUCAGUGCGAAGAUCUUGUUGCCACAGCUACACUUAGUGUUAAAGCUCCUCCCGCAAUAUUUUCCAAGCCAAUAUCCAACAUCUCAGUACUAGAAGGCAAAGACGCCAUUUUUACUUGCGAGGUUUCAGCAGAAUCUGCAACUGUGGAAUGGAGAAAAGGUGAAGAGGUUUUAAAAAAUUCUCAGAAAUAUGGCAUUGCAAAAGUUGGAAGAUCACGAACACUGAAUGUCAAAAAUAUUUUAUUUGAUGAUGCUGGAAUGUAUGAAUGCCACACUGAAGUCGACGCAACUGAGGCAAAGCUCACAGUUGAAGCUCCAAUACUUGAAAUAGUUGAAGAUAUUGAGGACGUUGAAACGACUUUGAGUGGAAACGCUUCGUUCACACUCAAUCUAUCUCUACCUAAUGUACAAGUAACGUGGUUCAGAGACGGAAAAGUAUUAAGAAAUGUGGAAAAGAGGAUUCAAAUUGCGAGUGAAGGUAGAUGGCACGCAUUACACAUGCGAAAACUAGAACUCAAAGAUUCUGGUUUGAUACGUGUGAAGGUUGAAGACAAAAUUCUGACGGAAGCUGUCUUAGUAGUAAAAAAGCCACCGCCAAUAUUUACAAAAGAGCUGUUCGACCAAGUGAUUGACUUGAAGAAGACAGCAACGUUCUUAUGUGAAGUUUCUGACGCAGAAGCCAAUGUUAUUUGGUACAGGGACGAUAUUGAGAUUGUACCCGAAUCGGAAGACAACUCGUUUCUCAAGUUUCGAUUAUUGAACGAAGGUACGGUUCGUAAGUUGACAAUUGAACGAACAUCUGUUCAUCACGAGGGAAAAUAUUCCUGCAUAAUUGCCGACAGUGGAUAUCGAUGUGCAUGCGAACUUUUUGUUCGACUACCCAAUGUGAAAAUUAUCAAAGAAUUACAAAACGUCGAAGUCUAUGUUGGGGAAGAAGCUGAAUUUAGAACCGAAGUAUCCUGUGCUGAAGUUGAUGGAGAAUGGAUGUUGGAUAACGUGAGACUACACCUUGGAGAUAAUAUUGAAUUUUACAAGGAACAUGAAUUGCGAGUAUUAAAAAUUAGCAAUGUUAAAGAUUCUGCCGCUGUCUCUUUCAAAGCUGCUAAGAACGUGGUAUCUACAUGCAAACUAACAGUAUCCGAUCGUCCGGUGAACAUAGUACGACGACUUUCUGACACAAAUGUUCGAGUAGGGGAUAACAUCAUACUGGAAUGCGAAUUCAAUCAGCCUGGACUGGAUGCGGUUUGGUUAUAUGAUGGUGAAAAGAUUGAAGAAUCAGAGAAAAUGUCGAUAUCAAUAGAAGGUACAAAACAUAUUCUGAAACUGACCGAUGCCAGAUAUGACGACGAAGGAAAUUAUACGUGCAGAUAUAAAAAUAGAAGAACAUCAGCUGAGAUCAAAAUCCGCGAACCACGGGUUCACGUAAUUGAGGAACUUCACGAUGUAACCUUAUCUGAGGGUAUGGAGACGAAAUUGGAAUGUACUUUAUCGUACUCGGGAGCUGAAGUUACGUGGAAGAAAGACGGAGAAAUAGUUGGAACAGAAAUUCAAACAUAUACAGAAAAGGGAGAACAUUUUUCAAAGCACACAUUACUAAUCGUGAAAUCGCAAAUUUCAUCAUCGGCAAUAUAUGAAAUAUUGAUGGGAGAAAGACUUCUCAGUACUUCAAAGGUUGUAGUACGCCCCGCACCUGUGACAAUUUUGCGUGAGAUGGAGGACGCAUACGUCAGAGAUGACGUAGAGAGUACUCAAAUGGAAUGUGAAUUCUCUGGAAGCACAGAUGUCGUAUGGAAAAAAGACCACAAGAAAUUAAAAGUACAUAGCUUAGAUCUAUUGGGAAGACAUCGUAGGUGCUCGAAAUAUUCCCACGCCUCGAGCGAGUUUCGAUUUAAGUCAAUUUAGGAAAAUUUAGGUUUUGACGAAACUACCAAUAUGAAGGAUUAAAAUUGCCAUGUAACGCACGUCAUAUAUCACACGUGCUCGGUGUGUGCAUAAAGCAAUAAAAAUAUUGCAGACUUCUGAAUAGUACAAUUUUGUGGGUAACAAUUUUUUAGGUACUGAACACAAUUUUUAUAUUUUUUACGUU